This is a messenger RNA of Paramecium octaurelia, 772 nucleotides long. The record is from the annotation of a GenBank genome assembly. NCBI's taxonomy places the organism in Eukaryota, Ciliophora, Oligohymenophorea, Peniculida, Parameciidae.
AUGAAUCCUAAUUUCCUUUCAUAUUGUUAAACUCAAAUCAAAGAAAAUGAAGAGAAUAACUAAAACCCUUAUAAUUUUAAUACAAUUAUAAAUUCUUUUAAUUUUGUUUUUUAAUAUAGCCUUGAUGCAUACAGAAAGUUUUCAGAAAUUCGGCUAAAGUGCAAGAAAUUUGGCUACAAAAUUGUAGUGGAUAGUGAAAUAGUGAGAAUUAGAUCUCAGAAGAGAAAUUUUCGAAUUUAUAUGAAACAUCUUAUGAUCAUUUGGAAGAUGAUAAAUAUUUAAAUACGCUUAUGCGUGGUAUGCUUAACAUUAUCGGGAUGACCCUCGUUAUGUUGAUUAUGCUUUUGAGAUUCCGAAAAUCAGGCAUCAGAUUUUCGAAUCAGAUGUGGAUUGGUAUACAGAAAAUAUUACAAAAGACCUGGAAUAUAGAAAAAAGAAUAACAAUUAUCCUUCGUUUCUUAAACCUGUUUUAGAACGACAUCCAAAAGAAGCCUAACAUACCGCGCUGCCAUUAGCCAUGCAUUAGAACAACUAGAAGCUAUUGCUGCAAAGAUCACCGAAGGGAUUAAAUUUUACCCCAAAAGCAUAUCAAUUAUACUAACUAUUUCUAAUGGAAGUAGAUGUCAAGAGAAGUUACAAAAUUUCCUUUGUCUUUGUUGAGACUUAAAAAGUUAUGGAUUAAGGAUAAGAUGCUGUACCAAUAGUAACAAGAUAAGAAAAUAGUAUUGAAUUUGCUUAUUUAUUAAUUAAUUCGAAAGAGCCCCUUUUUUGA